Messenger RNA from Fonticula alba, 1755 nucleotides. RefSeq lists its product as hypothetical. Lineage: Eukaryota; Rotosphaerida; Fonticulaceae. The transcript has a single exon. The coding region runs from base 1 to 1755 and encodes 584 amino acids. The record is from RefSeq and is a predicted model, not a curated record.
AUGCCCACACACACGCCCGAGGCCCGCCUCACCGGGGAGUGGCUCGUGCGCCUGGGCCAGGUCCGCCUGCAGGCCGGCCGGCCGGCCCCCGGGGCCCCGCAGCUGGAGCAGCUGGCCGCCGAGGCCAGGCGCUUCUGCUCCGAGCCCGGAGCCCUGCGGGCAAGCUGCCUGCCCCCGGGGCCGGACUCGCGCCCGGCCGUCGCCCUGCUGUCGGCGGCCGGGGGCGGCUGGCAGCCGGCCGUGCCGGACCUGGCCGCCCCGUGGCGCCUGGGCCGGGCCCUGCUCGGGGGCGGCGUGGCGCCGGAGUACUCGGCAACCGGCCCGGCCGGCGGCUCGGCCUGCGGCCGGCCCACGCCGGAGCUGUAUCCCGGGCAGCCGGUCCCCGGGGGCACGGCCCCCGAGCCCCGGGGCUUCCCCGGGCACAUGCUUGGCCUGCAUUCGGAGCUGGCCAACUCCAUCGGGCAGUCCGCCGAGGGGGCCGCAUGCGGCGCCUGCCGGGCCCCGAUCACCCUGCCCGGGCUGACCCUGGUCCCGGUGGAACUGUGCCAGACCUUCUCGGCGCAUGGGGGCGGCGGCGGCGGCGGCGGCGGCGACGGCGGCGACGGCAGCCAGGCCGACGCCCCGGGCCCCGGGCACCACUGCGGCUGCCCGAGUCUCGAUGUGGACGAUGGGUUCGAGGCGGCCCUGCGCGCCGGCCGGCCCCACAGCACCCUGGGCCUGGUGUCGCUGUGCCGGCGGUAUGUGCGCCUGGCGCCGGGGGCCCUGCUCCCCGGGCGGACGCUGGUCCGCCUGCGGCCGUUGGCCCCGGGCGAGGCGCCGCCGCCGCCGCCGCCCGAUGCCGACCCCGGGGCCGCCGACGAGGCCCUGGACCACUGGGACCUGGUGGCGGCCCGGCCGGCGGAGGCGAUCCUCCCGCCGGCCGACUGGGGCUUUGCCACGGACUCCGGCUCCGAGGAUGACCCCCCGGAGGAGGAUGUCCUGCUUGACCCGGCGGCCCAUGGCCGGCAGGAGCCCGGGCAUGACGCCUGGCCGGCCGGGGACCCUGCCCCGGGGGAGGAUGCCCAGGCCCCCUGGCAGCCGGGGCUCUUUUGUCGGGCAUGCGGCGAGUGCCUCGGCCGGGCGGCCCCCCGGGCCCUGGCGCACUUUGGCCCGGAAGCCGCCGACCGCCAGGCGGACCCGGCCCACUGGCCGGAGGUGGCCCCCGGCGGGUGGAGCCUCGCCUUCCUGUCGACGUGCUGGGGCCGGCCGGACUGCGCGUCGGCCGGGCCGGAGCCGGCCGACCACCGGGCUGGCGGGCCCGCGGCAGCGGCCGUGGCGGCCGCCACGCCCGGGCUCCUCCGGCAGCUGGCCGAGUCGGCCGCCCCGGCCCGCUGGCCCGGCCCGGCGGCGCGCGAUGACACCCUGCUGGCAUGGUGCCUGGAUGGGUACCUGCGGGCCGGGGCCCAGCCCGAGGACCACGACCCGGCCGUGGCCCAGCGCCUGGCCUGCUGGCUGAGCGGGGUGCUGUACGAGUCGCGCGCCGGGCCGCCGACCGCCUCGCGCCUGUGCCUCCUGGUGGACUUGCCCCUGGCCUUCCUGGCUGCCGGGGAUGCCGGCCAGCCGGGCGCCCGUCCCCCCUCCCGGGCCCCGGUCCUGGCCAUCCAGGUGAUCCACCACCAGACAAUGCUGCUGGCCGAGGAGGCCGACACCCGGGCCCAGCGUCUGUUCCCCGGUACGCAAUGCGCUCUGGCUCCUUGGGGUUUCGGCCCGCGCUAA